AUGAACAAGAUCAUCAAGAAAACUCUAAAGACCAAGCUUGACAAAGCUAAGGGUUGCUGGCCAGAGCUACGCCCAGAAGUUCUCUGGUCCUACCACACCACCGUCCGUACCUUAACAGGAGAAACACCAUUCUCUCUUUCCUUUAGUACUGAAGUCGUGGCACCAGUAGAGAUUGGCCAGCCCACAUACUGA
This is a messenger RNA of Prunus armeniaca (apricot), 192 nucleotides long. The record is from the annotation of a GenBank genome assembly. Lineage: Eukaryota; Viridiplantae; Streptophyta; Magnoliopsida; Rosales; Rosaceae.